AUGUCCUUCCCCAGUAGCUCUCCUGCGGCAAACACAUUUUUAGUGGACUCUUUAAUUGGUGCCUGCAGGACGGACAGCUUUUACUCCAACAGCAACAUGUACAUGCCGUCCGGCUCAGAAAUGGGAACUUACGGAAUGCAAACCUGUGGACUCCUGCCGUCUUUCGGCAAAAGAGGGGAGGUCAACCACCAAAAUAUGGGCAUGAAUGUCCACUCGUACAUACCUCAAAUAGAUAACUGGACUGAUCCGAAUAGACCCUGCAGAAUAGAGUCUUCCAGUCAGAUGACAAACUGUUCAUUUUCACAGAGCAUUAAGGAAGAGAGUAACUGCUGCAUGUACUCCGAUAAGAGAGUGCAGAAAGUCGGCCUGACAGAAGCCCCCGCAUAUUCUAGUGUUAUUCCUGAGUCCUGUCCAGUCGAUGGUCCCGAGAUCCCGGUUCCGGGAUAUUUCAGACUGAGCCAAACUUAUGCGAAUGGGAAGCAUCAGGAAAACUACUGCCAUGAGCAGCCGAGUCCAAACCCAACACUGAUGCAGCUCAGCCGGCUCACCCCGAAACCGCAGUCCUCCUCGUCGUCUUCUAAUUUUGCACAAGUGGAAAAGAAAAGCGAGGACGUCCAGCGAGACCCCGAGACCUCAAGGACUCCGGUCCCCGCAGAAAGUCCGGAUCCUAAGUCCAGCUCGGAGGAGAAAAACUGCUCCAUGGAAGCCUCUGUGUCCAGCCCCGAGCUGCAACAGAAGGAAGGGAAAGACUGUAAGAGUGACACGCCAACAAGCAACUGGUUGACAGCAAAAAGUGGGAGAAAGAAAAGAUGUCCCUACACAAAGCACCAGACCUUGGAGUUGGAGAAGGAGUUUCUGUUCAAUAUGUAUCUGACCCGAGAGCGCCGCCUAGAGAUCAGCAGGAGCGUCAACCUGACCGACAGGCAGGUCAAGAUCUGGUUUCAGAACCGCAGGAUGAAACUGAAGAAAAUGAACAGGGAAAACCGCAUCCGUGAACUGACCUCAAACCUCACCUUUUCGUGA
Molecule: messenger RNA, 1023 nt
Organism: Toxotes jaculatrix (banded archerfish)
Lineage: Eukaryota; Metazoa; Chordata; Actinopteri; Toxotidae
Gene: hoxd10a
Product: homeobox D10a
Exons: 2
Coding region: 1-1023 (340 amino acids)
Biological process (GO): regulation of transcription by RNA polymerase II
Cellular component (GO): nucleus
Molecular function (GO): RNA polymerase II cis-regulatory region sequence-specific DNA binding; DNA-binding transcription factor activity, RNA polymerase II-specific
Source: RefSeq, a predicted model, not a curated record